This is a messenger RNA of Coregonus sp. 'balchen', 23300 nucleotides long. Lineage: Eukaryota; Metazoa; Chordata; Actinopteri; Salmoniformes; Salmonidae. The record is from the annotation of a GenBank genome assembly.
AUGGUGUUCAUCGCAGAGUUAUUCUGGUGGUUUGAGAUCCUCAAGCCCGAAUUUGUCCAGCCCCGGGACUUGCAAGAAGUCAAAGACGGUACAGACGUUGUAUUUUUCUUCUUAUGUUAUUUCAAUAAUGUAUUAUUUUACACUUUUGUAUAAUAUGUGAUAUUGUCUUUCAUUCAUCCAGAGCCAAUGGUUUCAUCAGAUGUUUUUGAAUUAGUCUCAUAAGAACACUAACCUAUAAGGUUCCUCAGAGUUUUGAUUGACACUCUUUGCCACCAAUCUCAUAGUGAGGUCACUGCUGCAGCCCAAGAAUUCCCACCCCCAUGUCGCCAUCUCCAACGCUACCAAACGCAGCUUCCUGGCCACACCCGGCUCUCCUGACGUCAUAACAACGUCCCAAAGCCCAGAUAUCUGUAACAGGUACUACCUGAAACUCUGUCCACUUUUCUGUCAGUCUGUUUCUGUCUGUCUGUUAUCUUAGUUUUCUGCUAGGAUUGGAAUGAGCCUUUGCUCACCUGUGUGUGCGCGCGUUGCAUGUGUGUACACGUUGCAUGUAUGCACAUGUAUGUGUACCUGUGUGUGUGCGGGCGUGCUUGUGUGUGUCAGGGUUUCCGUUAGCCGGUAAUUAGGAGCACAUUCCCUUUAAGAGUGUGCUCCUAAUCUCAGCUCGUUACCUGUAUAAAAGACACCUGGGAGCCAGAUAUCUUUCUGAUUGAGAGGGGGUCAAAUACUUAUUUCCGUCAUUAAAAUGCAAAUCAAUUUAUAACAUUUUUGACAUGCGUUUUUCUGGAUUUUUUUGUUGUUAUUCUGUCUCUCACUGUUCAAAUAAACCCACCAUUAAAAUUAUAGACUGAUCAUGUCUUUGUCAGUGGGCAAACGUACAAAAUCAGCAAGGGAUCAAAUACUUUUUUUCCCUAUACUGUAUCUCCUGGAUACAGGACAAACACUUCAAAACCUUGUUUCUUAUGAUUAAUUUUUUGACUGUCUUUUUUGCCAUUUAUUCAAUGUGUUUCUCUGGGCUGUAGUAGUAAAGGCCAUAUUCAAUAUUUUAUCAAAUCAUUUUUGUAUAUAUAUUUUUUAUACCUAAAGGAUCCAACAAUUAAAAAUCAAAUAGCUAAAUGAUCCAUAGUAUGACCAUCUUUUUCAAACAAUUCCAUGUGUCAGCUUAGAACCCUUGGUAAUCGCUGCAAUAUAGCCUGUUCAAAACGUUUGUGUUUCAUUCUGUUUUCUUCAGCCAAAUUAAGUUCCAACUGUAAUGUUGUGUUUGCCGCAGUAUAAUAUCCUGCUCGUAUUUUCCCGAUAAACAAUGGCUUGACUUACUUUUUAUGUUACCCUAAUAAAGUUUAGAAGCUUUUGUGAAGGUUUGGUGUGGCUAUUAGCCUAUUAUACUGCAGGCCUAUGAAAUGAAGGCACUGCGCACCGGCGCUCCAACUGACCGACAGUUUAACUUAAGGUGAGGAAGAAUGUUUUAGGCCUACCAGAGUUACUUCUAUAAUCGAACAAUAUAAUGCUUAUCUUUAUAAACAAUAUUCUAAUGGAAAAUUCACAAAUUCGCCUCCUUCUGUAUGCCUAUAUCUGUAUAGCAGACGCGAGUAGCUGACAAGUAUAAAGAAAUUAAUGUCGGUGUCGUAGAAUGCCACCGGCAUAUCUCGAUCUCUCUCUCUCUCUCUGGGGCUAGGCCUAAGCUUCUCAUCCUUUAUAUUUAUUUGUUAAAAUAUUAAUAUAAUACAGUGGACGCCUAAGCCAAUAGGCCUAUGCAUGCAAUGCCCUGACGCAUUUAGUGCUUAAAUCUCUGACAGCUGAACCGUGAUGUGGACAACUAUUGCUUUAGUAAAGUAAAAACCAAUAAAACAACAGGCUAUAAGGUUUUGCAUAUGCUACACAUCGAAACACAUGUUUUUAAGGACAUGUAAAUGUGGCUCAUUUUGCCAAUAUCCCUCGUUUAUUGAUGGUGCUGGCUGCGUGGGUGGGUGGCCUAAUGGGUUACACACCCAAUGCAUAUGGAUGACCGGUACAUUUCUCAAAUGUCCGAUUAAAUUAAAAUCUUCCCGGUCAAUUGUCCCGCGCCAAAUUUCCCUGACGGAAACCCUGGUGUGUGCGUGUUUGGGAAACUAUAAUGGCGAUUUGUUUCCUUUGCAGUACCAAAGUCAGUCCUGCGUCUAGCCCCUCACACUCAUUGCUCCCUCUGAGACAGAGGCAACAGAUGUCCAUACAGGAGGAUGACGCCUCAGGUAAGAUCAACUUGAACUGUACUGUGCUAGCUUGGAUAUUUUAUUUUCACAUUGUCCUUUUUAUGCGUAACUAGGCAAGCCCAGCACAGCUUGGCUUGGCUUGGUUUGGCUCGAUAGUGUGAAUCUGGCAUUUAUUUUACCUUUAUUUAAGCAGGGAGACACCAUUGAGACCAGGGUCUCUUUCACAAGGGAGCCCUGCAUAUUCAAUUUCAUAAGACAAAAUCAAAAACAAUAUAAAAAAAGUAAAAUACAGCACAACACAAAUAUUCAAGAAAAACAAUGACAUUCCUCAGUAAGAAGGUCCCCAAUCAAUAUUUUUAAUUGCCAGAGUGGCACCAAAACAUCCAAUUGUAAUUGAUUUUGUAUUUGGUUUCAGCAAUGAGGUUCUUUUAAAAUAAAAGCGGAUUGACCUAGUUCAGUGGAGACUUGAGGAUCCUUGAGUUAACCAACAUGAGAAGGACAAUAUCAGACUUAUAGUCGUGCUGUAAAUUAGUCAAGUUCAUUUUCACUAAUGAGUAAUGCUCAUCACAUUUUGAUUUAAUCUAGUUUGAAGGCUAAUGUCACAAAGGCUGAUACAUAAAUAAGGCUUAUGUUUAAUAUUUUGUGUCUGUGUUUAGGGCAGAGAAACAGGUCCAACUCUCUGUCACGUGUGGACGGUCAAGUUCAGGGGUCAAUCCUGGCCUGGCCAGAGACGAGACCGAGGUGAGUGGUUAAUUUAACAUUUCAGUCAUGUAUACUGAAGCGAGAGAAAAGAAAAGAGAGAUUUCCAGUAUGUGCAUUCAACUAGGGUAGGUGAACGACAACAGUGUCCAUUCAUACUUCUCAGAACCCUUUCCAAUUGCAUAUUCAAGUUCACCUCUGUUAGAUAGUGAUGUGUGGCAACAUCAUGGUCUUGCCUUGAUCCUUCUCAUCUCCCACUCUCUCCCCUCCCCACCCAGACCCCUGUCCCAGCCGGUGCCCUACGCCCUCCACUUCCCCCUGGAGGGAGAGGGCAAUCGCCUGAGCCUGGCCCGCUCCAUCAGCAAGGACAGACUGGGAUCCAACAUCAUCAGCAUCACCCCCAAACACAUGAUUGGGGGGAUGGGGGUGGGUGUCCAACUGGUUCCCCGCAGGCUCAACGGCCAGGACAUGAUGGGACACAUCCGCUUCAAGGAGGAGGAGGAGGAAGGGCUGGUGACCAUCUUCAACCCGGCGGGUCUGGCCAGGUGCUACGGCCCCCGUGCCACCCCCGAGAGUGAUGACAUGGAGCAGGACGACCUGGAGGUCCAGAGUGUGGUGACCUCCAGAGUGUCCAGCGCUCUGCACGCCUCCUGCCUCGCUGUCCCUCACCCCGACCCCCAGGCUGAGAGUUUCUACCUGGAGCCCCUGAUGCCAGCCAUUUUUAAGCCCGCCAAAGAGAAGAGCGUCAGCCUGAACAAGGAGGAGGAAAGCGGGGAGAGUAGAAGCAAAGCGGGCCUUAAGAGAACCACUGAGGGUCUUAACUGCACGUUCACCCCCAUCCCCAAUGCGGAGCCCACCUCAGGUCCCCUUACACCACCCACGAAGGGGAGUACGGGUUCUUCUCAGCCCGCUCUGAUGGGGGCAGCAGAGCCCGCCACCAGGGAGCAGUCCUGUGGCUUUUUCCUCCACCUGUCACCGGAGCCCGGGGACCAGACGACGCACCUCUUGGGGCUGGCACCGCGCCACAGCCCCUUCCCCACCGGCAUUACUACAGCUUGGGUUGGCCGGGACACAUACUCUGAGAUUGCCAACCUGGAGGAGGAGGAGGAGGAGGAUCAGAUGGAGCUUGCCAAGGAAGUGCUGAGGAGGGUCAGGGGGAAGUGCCUGGGAGAGGGAGGGGAGGGCAAAGGGGAACCGAAGGGGGGUGAGGGCGAGUCGGCCAAGCUCCGGGAGGACAUGAAGGUGUGCGAGCACGAGGAUAAGGAAGACCUGGAGGCAUGGAGCGGCCCGUCCAGCCCUUGCCUUAGCACGGCGUCCUGGGCCAGCUGCGUGUGCAGCAGCGGCAGCGUGCGGAUGACCAGCUUUGCAGAGCGCAAGCUCCACCGAAAGGUCAGCAGCUUUCCCGACAGCUGCUCCAAUAACAGCAGCUCCCAGAAGACCACGCCCGACGGCUCAGAGAGCGCCCCCUACACCCUAGGAGGCUUGUGGUGCCUGCAGGCUCCUAGCCCAUGUCGGCUGGCUAAAGACGCCGCUUUGCGGGUGGGGAAGGAGGGCGGCACCACCAAUGUCCUGGCCUCAGAGCUGGUGCAGCUCCACAUGCAGCUGGAGGAGCAGCGGCGCGCCAUAGAGCACCAGAAGAAGAAGAUGGAGACCAUAUCGGCGCGCCAGCGCCUCAAGCUGGGCAAGGCUGCCUUCCUCAACAUUGUCAAGAAGGGGGGUGGCAAGAGCGACACGCUGCCCCAGCCCCUCAAACACCUGGAGACCCAAUAUAAGACGGCCAGCAAGGACUGCAGGGACGACUCGUGUUUGGAUGUCCUGAGGGGUCAGGGGAAGGAUGGACAGCAGCAGAGGGACAGGGACAACAAAACAAACCGUGGUGGUGCAGGGCCACUGGACGAGGCGGGGGCCGAGCCAGACCUGAGCGAGUGUAGCCGCUCCAUAGAGUUGCUGAAUGAAGCCAUCGGCGCCAUUCAGCAACAGAUGAUGCAGCUGUCUCUACAGCAGGACCGUCUGAUGAAGCAGAGCGUCCAGUCACCCCUAGGGGUCCCGCCUGCCGCCUCCCUUCUAUUCCUACCCUCUGCCCCUGCAUCUGCCCCUACACCCACCCAAGACACCUCUUCAACCCCUUCCUCAGCCUCCUCCGCUACCUCCACCGCUGACACAGACUCCAAAUUCCACCCGGCCGUGCAUUUCGUGGAGACCAUCACCACCGCUCUGCCCACCCGCCGCCCUCCCAAACUAAGCUCCGGCUGCAGCCGCAGCCGCAGCACCAGGACCAAACCCUCCGAACUCAAACUGACCAAGGAGAAUGGCAGGCCGGCCUCCAAGACCGGCACCCCCGCAUCCAACACAGACCCUAAACGCGCCCCAGGGUGGCACACCACCUCCCGAGGGGAGCAGGAUAGGGACUGGAGUCAGAACAGCAGCCCCACCUGCGUGAUAUUCGCAGAGAGCCCCAGGGCCUUGGAGAGAGGCACGCUCCGUAGCACCACCUUCAAGAUCAGAGAUGAGGCCAACCAGCGCAGCCACAGAGACUGGCCCACCCUUACCCCUAAGCAUCCCCCCCCUGAGGAUUCAACCCCCUAUGGCACCCCUCUCACACCCCACUGUGUGGACGUGGCUGAGGGGCUGGAGGGGCGGGAGCGUAGCGGCUCGGGGAAGGAGAAUGAGCCCGGCGAGGAGGUAGGUCGAGGGAAGGGCCAGCUGAUCGAGGUAGACCUGUCCGACCUGAAGGAACCAUCGGAGGAAGGAGGCUCUGAUAUAGGGGACACCUCGGCAGACGGAGAACAGAAGUCGGGACUGGGUUUCUUCUUCAAGGUAGGAAUUUUACUAAGGGUGGCUGCAUCUCAAUAGUCUGAAAUCGCUAUCUCUACUCGUCUGAAGUAAUGAAUUUCCCCUUGAGGGACAAUACAUUUGUAUUAAGGCUGUCAAAGUUAACGUGUUCAUGACAGUUAACUUUUACAAUUGUAUUAGAUUUUUUGAAUUUGGUAAAGGGUUGGUGAAAAACCCUUAAAGGUCCAAUGCGGACGUUUUUAUCUCGAUAUCAAAUACUUUCUGGGUAACAAUUAAGUACCUUAGUGUGAUUGUUUUCAAUUAAAAUGGUCCAAAUGAAAUAAAAAUAGCUUCUCAAGCAAGAAUUUAGCUAGGACUGUCUGGGAGUGGUCUAAUUUACCACAUGGGGAUGUCACCAUGGAAGGCCAAAACUCCAUUCCACCAAAACAGGCAGAAAUUUCAGGUGGUCUUUUCAAACAGCUCUUACACUAAAAGGGCAUUAUCAUAAUUUCACAGUAUUAUUCCAACCUCAAAGUGUGGAAAUAUGCACUGAGUGUACCAAACAUUAUGAACACCCGCUCUUUCCAUGACAUAGACUGACCAGGUGAAGGCUAUGAUCCCUUAUUGUUAAAUCGCUGCUGGGUAUUUCACACUCAACAGUUUCCUGUGUGUAUCAAGAAUGGUCCACCACUCAAAGGACAUCCAGCCAAAUUGACACAACUGUGGGACGCAUUGGAGUCAACAUGGGCCAGCAUCCCUGUGGAAUGCUUGGACACCUUGUGGAGUCCAUGCCCUGACGAAUUGAGGCUGUUUUAAGGGCAAAGUGGGGGGUUCAACCAAUGUUCCCUUUAAGCUGCGCGCGUGCCCAGGUGGGCCGCUGCCCUCGGACUGCCACAGAUUAAAUAUCAGCCCGCGCCGAGAAGCACGAGAUUGAACUUCACUGAACUUUCUAGAGUUUUUCCCUUUAGUUAACACUAUCAACGUUUCGCUCUGCUAUGGGAAUUGUGCUUGAAUCAACGCAAUAUUAAUCACUUUCAAUGAAACAUACCAAAACAAAAUGAACUUUGCAAGACUUGGUAUGCAAAACUAACUGUGCAAUACAUUUUCUUAUAGGCAGCUCACAUUGGAGUAGGAUGCUAUUGCAUUGACAUGCACAACUCAGGCCCGUACUUUACAAAGACCGGUGCGCCAUAACCAAUCAGUGCCAUUCACUUUGAACUGGACCGCAUGAGCGGUCUUGACUAGAUGCACUUGUUUUGAGAUCAAAGCGAGAGCUGCAUGUAGCCACCCUGCACGUGUUCAUAUUAUUUGCUAGUUAGUGAGUUAUUAGCCCAGUCAACAAUGGGGGAGUGGUUGCUUCCUACGAGAGCAACAUUUAUUUGCAUUUCUAGCCAUCUUUGAAAAGCAAGUCAGGUGACGAGCUUGUUUUAUGUCUUAAAGGGACAGUGUUGUAAUUUGAGACUGUCUUCAAUAAGAUAGUAGCCAAUAGGCAGAGGGUAGCAUAAUCUGUCUGAUUCUCUGUAAUAAGGAUAUGGGAAUAAUAAUGAAUUUUAUUUUGUAAAGUGGUUUCUUGCAUCAAACAACAACAUUUUCAGUCACCUCCUUCUCUUAAGGACAAGUGGAUAAACAGAGUAAUGUCAAGCCCUGCAUGUUUUUUGUUUUUUUUAUCUCAUGGAAUGUAGGCCUACAUUGAACACCACACAUUGGCUGCUACUGUAGGCUGUCUGAUAGAACAGAUAUUUCCAUGUUAAAAUAUUAUAUGAUGCAUUUUCUCUAUUGUUUUUGAUGAUAGGCCACACUGGUAGGCCUACGUUAUGAUCAAAUAGCCACAGUAUCCGACUUGGGUACAGACACAGUUUUUACAGUAAACGUGCGCCGGAAGUUGUACAGAAUUUUCACGAUGUUCAAGUUUGCGCUCAGCAGACCUGAAAUUUGCUCAGUGCCGGAAAUACAUUUGAGGGAACAUUGGGUCCAACUCAAUAUUAGGAAGAUGUUCUUAAUGUUUUGUACACUGUGUAUAUAAAACACAGGAAUAUCACGUUUUUGGCUGCACUGGGCCUUUAACCCUUAGCAAAUUGCGAUUAAUCUAAAUUAAUUACAGAAAAUCAUGCAAUUAACCCAACUAAUUUGUGUUGAAUUGAGUUGAUGAAAGCACCGGACAGGGGAACUGAAAUUCCCAAAGAGGCAUCAUCCACCAUAUUGCUUUAACCUAUCCAGAGUUUUCAGAUCAAUGCAGAUUUUGUCAUGUGCCUUAGCAAUGAAAUGGAUGUUGUUCUGGUAGUAAAUCAAUUACUCCCCCCCCCCCCCCCCCAAGGACGAUGAGAUGAUGGCAGAGGAUGAGAUGGCAAAGCGUCGCGCUCACUUUCUCCUCAAACAGCAGCGGAAGAUGGAGGAGGCACGGCUCCGCAAACUGCAGACGGAGGCUGAGAGCGAACAGAAACGAGACGAAGCCAGGUACAAACCAUAGAGAUGUACUAGUGAGCUGUUCCCAAUGACCACCUCUUUAAUAGCAUGGGGAGAGCAAGUAGUCAAUUUCUGAAAUAUUUUGUAAAUAAAGUGUGUAGUAGUACUACCACCUACUGUAAUGGAGUGUGUAUAGUCUGAACAGCCAAGGUUGGUGAAUUACUGCCAACUGCAGUUAAGGAAUGUUUGCUUAGGUGUACAAUUAAUUGGCUGACCCCUACUGCUGACCUGGAUGGAAUUAUGUGAUCCUUCCUUAACCCAUAGCAAGUCCCACCCACUUGACUACUACAAAAUGGUGAACACCCUCAAUGAAGAGCUCUCUAGUAUCUCUAUUAUACAAACACAUCAGUGGCUGGUACAGAACAUACUCCAUCAUGGCGUGUGUGUAUGUUGUCAAUGUGCAGGGAUAAAGCAAGUGUGUGUGUGUUAUUUGUGAAGGCAAACCUAAAGCAGCUGUGUGUGUCUCUUUCCCCCCAGGCGUAAGGCAGAAGAGGACCGGGUGAGGAAGGAGGAGGAGAAGGUGCGGAGGGAGCUGAUCAAGCAGGAGUACCUGAGGAGGAAGCAGCAGGAGCUGAUAGAGGAGCAGGGUUUGGUUAAGCCCAGGCCCAGGAGUGAAGCCAGGAAGGCCCGGCCUAAGUCCCUGCAUCGUGGAGAGUCCAGCUCCGACACUGGCUUCUCCAAAGGAUCCUCCACACGUAAGGCCUACACUAAAACACUAUAACCCAAACCAACCCUAUCUCCCCUUUACAGAUUUGAACCUCCCCCUAAAGAAGUGUGUGUGGGGAGGUUGUUAAUUUAACCAAUCUCAUCCUCCCUCUAGUCUCUACUAACCCUGUCUCACCCUAUUCAUUGUUGCAUAUAGCGUCACCCCAUUGUUAUUGAUGUUCUCUUGAGGACUGGUACCCGACUGAAUGUUCUACUCAAUGCAUUUUGAAUUGCUGCUGAUUAAGAUUUCACAUUAUAGUGGCUUGGAAACACAAUGACAUUACUAAAGCUGGCAAAUAAUUCGUAGGGCGAUGUCACGCCAGGACAGCUCGAAAAUAUUUGGAGUAUCUCAGCACCUCUUCCCCCUCAGGAAGCUGAAAAUAUUUAGCAUGGGCCCUCAGAUCCUCAGAAAGUUCUACAGCUGCACCAUCAAGAGCAUCUUGACUGGCUGCAUUACCGCUUGGUAUUGCAAAUGCACCUCCCUUGACCGCAAAGCGCUACAGAGGACGGUGCGGACCGCUGUACCACACCAAAAUGUGGAAAAAGUCAAGGGGUUGAAUACUUAUUGACUCAAGACAUUUUAGCUUUUCAUUUUUUAUUCAAGUUGGAGCUGAGCCAAUCAGAGGACUUGGACGAGUAGUAUUUCGUAGUGCUAUUUUUAUCCCUCGAGCUGGAUGGCAGCUCUCCACUUUGCACUUUGUCUGUUGAUUCCAUUUGAUGUGUGAGGAAAAGGGUAAGGAAAAUGGAGAACUGUUUGCCAAAUAUACUUUCCAAAAUUGUAUGUGUUAGUCAUGCACAUCCCCAAUUUUAUUUCGUAGUUAGCUCCUUAGCUAAAGCGUCAUUACGACGAAGGUAGUUAGUACAGCGUUUGGUAAACUAAGCGGGAACACUUUCUUGUCCACACAUGCUUUGAUCUCCGCAACGGUAGUAGUAGGCGCGAGUAGCCUGACGACUCACACUAAAUUAUUCCGCAGCUCUGUCAUUCACUACAAGAAACUAACAUCCGUGGGCGUGGCGUAGCGUUUGGCCGGAUCAAGCAGUCUGGGUAGCCAGGUAAAGGCGGGAGCGCAUUGACAAGCAAAAGGAAAUGUGCAGUGUUGCGGUAGUUCAGUGCACUUCGCUGCGUGGAUGGAAACAGACAUGGCAGAGAAAGCUGUUCUGCUAAUACCGUCCUUCACAGAAAGUUAUGUUAGACUAUUAAAGAUUAGUAGGCCUAUGUUAAUUAAUCAGUUCUUGAUCUGUCCUCUUGAUAUACCGUGCCUUCAGAAAGUAUUUACACCCCUUGACUUUUUCCACAUUUUGUUCUGUUACAGCCUGAAUUUAAAAUUGAUUAAAUUGAGAUUUUGUCACUUAUCUACACACAAUACCCCAUAAUGUCAAAGUGGAAUUAUGUUUUUAGAAAUAUUUACAAAUUAAGUAAAAAUGGAAAGCUAAAAUGUCUUGAGUCAAUAACCCUUUUGUUAUGGUAAGCCUAAAUACAGUGUUCAGACCCCUUCACUUUUUCCACAUUUUGUUACCUUACAGACUUAUUCAAAUGGGUUAAAUAAAUAAAAAUACUAAUCAAUCUACACACAAUACCCCAUAAUGGCAAAGUGAAAACAGGUUUUUAGAAAUGUUUGCAAAAAACAGAUACCUUAUUUACAUAAGUAUUCAGACCCUUGGCUAUGAGACUCAAAAUUGAGCUCUGGAGCAUCCUGUUUCCAUUGAUCAUCCUUUAGAUGUUUCUACAACGUGAUUGGAGUCCACCUGUGAUAAAUUCAAUUGAUUGGACAUGAUUUGGAAAGGCACACACCUGUCUAUAUAAGGUCCCACAGUUGAGAGUGCAUGUCAGAGCAAAAACCAAGACAUGAGUUCUAAGGAAUUGUCCAUAGAGCUCCUAGACAGGAUUGUGUCGAGGCACAGAUCUGGGGAAGGGAUAAAACAUUUCUGUAGCAUUGAAGGUCCCAAAGAACACAGUGGCCUCCAUCAUUCUUAAAUGGAAGAGGUUUGGAACCAUCAAGACUCUUCCUAGAGCUGGCCGCCCGGCCAAACUGAGCAAUCGGGAGAGAAGGGCCUUGGUCAGGGAGGUGACUAAGAACCCGAUGGUCACUCUGACAGAGGUCCAGAGUUCCUCUGUGGAGAUGGGAGAACCUUCCAGAAGGACAACCAUCUCUGCAGCACUCCACCAGUCAGGCCUUUAUGGUAGAGUGGCUAGACGGAAUCCACUCCUCAGUAACAGGCACAUGACAGUCCGCUUGAAGUUUGCCAAAAGGCAACUAAAGUACAGAGAGAUCCUUGAUGAAAACCUGCUCCAGAGCACUCAGGACCUCCGACUGGGGGCGAAGGUUCACCUUCCAACAGGACAACGACCCUAAGCACACAGCCAAGACAACGCAGGAGUGGCUUCGGGACAAGUCUCUGAAUGUCCUUGAGUGGCCCAGCCAGAGCCCGGACUUGAACCCGAUCUAGCAUCUCUGGAGAGACCUGAAAAUAGUUGUGCAGCGACGCUCCCCAUCCAACCUGACAGAGCUUGAGAGGAUCUGCAGAGAAGAAUGGGAGAAACUCCCCAAAUACAGGUGUGCCAAGCUUGUAGCGUCAUACCCAAGAAGACUUGAGGUUUUAAUCGCUGUAAAGGUGCUUCAACAAAGUACUGAGUAAAGGGUCUGAAUAGUUAUGUAAAUGUUAUUAUUAUUAUUAUUAUAAUUUUUUUUACAAAUCAUCAUGAUUUUCUCAUUGUUUGUGAUACAAAUGUAAAAAGCAUGUCAAAAGGACUUUCUCCCAAUUAAGUUUAUAUGUGAGAAUUGCCAGAACAAUCUGAGAUUUCCAAAAUAUGUCCUGUUGUGGAAUCGGCCAGUAGGAAAUGCCUUUGUCAUUGUGAUGUCGUCAGAUUGACUUUAGAUGCUACCUAAGAUUGCGGGAAGAGCACCAGAUUUUAGCUAGCUAACUGCUAGGUAUUUUUGACUCACUUUUCUAGCUAAUGGCAACAUUGCCGUCAGUCUAAAGUAAAUUUGACGACAUCAUAACGAUGACAAAGUUGUUUCGUACUAAUUAUUUGCCUACUUUAGCAAUGUCAUUGUAUUUCCAAGCCACUACAAUGUAAUUUAGACACUAAACAAUCAUUAGCCCCCGUUGAGAAUGAUUGGGCACCACUUGACCUUCGGGAGUCACUAUUGCUGAGAACGUCUUGAGAACGUUCAUAACAAUGGCAUGACUCGACCGAGUGACGUAGGUGCAACCCAUGAAUACCACAAUGUCUUGUGUUGUGUGUGUGUAUUCUUUGUUUAGCUCUCCCAUGUUUGUAUUCUUUGUUUAGCUUUCCUGUGUGUGUAUUGUCUGUUUAGCCCUCGCGUGUGUUUUUUUGUCACCCAGGUUAUUCUCUGAGAGCGUCCAUGUUGAUGAGAGCCCAGGGUUCAGCAGCAGGCAGUAGGGGAGGUGAUACAUCUAACCUCAUCUGCAUGACCCCCUGACCUCAUAACAUCAUGCCAUACCUCAUAGGGCUAGGAGUUUUUCCUGGUCAGGUCAUGUCAGGAAAAUAUUCCAGCCUCAACCCACAACCCCUUCAGAAAGUCUGAUCAAAUGGACCACUAGCCCCUUUCCCCCUAAGCAGAUGUGAGAGAAUUGCAUAGAUUUGUGUAAUGUGAUUGGCUCACUUUGCACUCUUAUAGGAUCAGGGGAAUUUUCUCUCCAUCUCUCUCUCUCUCUCUCUCUCUCUCUCUCUCGCGGCAUGCCAUGAGGGUAAGAACCUGAUUGUGCCUGGCCAAUCAAGCAGAGAGCAAUGCCUGAGUUUGCAAUAAAAAAUGUAAAAAAGUUUGCAUAUCAGUCCACUGCCAAUGUGACAUCACACUGUGCCUGCUGCAUUGUGCCUUCUUGGCUUGUGUAAGCACGGGUUAGGGUUGUGCGAUAUUACAGUAGCAUCGUCUAUCGGUGAUGAUUGACAGCCAUCGUCCAAGUUGACGACAUCGAGAUGUGAGAGAAGAUGGUUUAGCCUAUUGGAACUUGACUGGCGGCGCGCAGUAAAAGAAAGUAGUGCAGCGCACAGCAGGGCAGCAACCAAGGGACAUAACAAGUAAUUUGCCUAUUGCUAUUUGCUAUAGCCUAUUUCAAUAAAUGUGUUUUAUAGCCUACAGAACGCAAGAGAGAAAUGUAAGGCAGACAGAGCGGAGAAUUCCACCAAAGCAGCACAACAUGUCUAGUCAGAAAAUAUUGUUUUACUCUCUCUGCCUAAACCAGUUUUUCCAUCUCAAAACGUUAUUUGAAUAGCCUAAAAACGUAAGGCAGCCAGAGGACUAAUAAUGAGUGAACAAGCAAUAUCAAUAGCCUACAGAAAAAUCUAAUGACAAGCUUAGUCAAGUUAAAGCUUAUUAAGAAAUAAAUUAUCCAUGCGGGUCAGGAAAAUCCCUCAAUGCGAGGUUAAGAACCAAAUGGCCAAAUUGUCCGACAAAGCCUAUCAUAAAAGCUUUAAGACAAGUUAAAGUUAUGAACAGCAGCUUAUUUCCCAAAUAUUCUAGCCUACAAAGGUGUUGUCCUAAAGUUGUUGUGGCUUUUUAAAAAAUAACAAGAAUGAAAGUCUAUAGCCUAAGCCUAGGCAUAGGCUAUUCUCAAUCUCAGAUAAAGCAAUUAUUUUCCAGUUCUGAACACUGCUUCUAUCCAGCCCAUGAUGUAGGUCUAUAACCGAGCUCACUAUGGUAAGGCAGCCUGUUCCUCAUCAGACAGUCACUGCUCCAUCACAGACACACACUUCUCCACCAGAAAGGAAUAUUAUAAAAGAUUUGCCAUUGCCUGCACUUAGCCUCUGCCCAAGUUUUCAACAACAUUAUCUUUCGUCAUGAUUUGUCCAGUUGCAUUCGAUUCCGCGCUAUAGCCCAACUGACGUUUUACAAUUUUUGGUCGGGGAGGGUGGCCAAUAGGAGCGAUAGCAUCAUAUAUUAUGAUGUUUUAUGUGUACAUAAUCACAAUAGGACAGGUUGACAUCACCCAACCAUUUGGGGUGAGGGUGUGAGUGAUGGUCAAGAGUUGGGAAAGGUUUGUAUUCAUUUACUAAUAAUUAAAUACACACAAAUGCUACUAUUUAGCAGAUUACAUUUAUUUAUUUGUACUUUUUACCCCUUUUUUUCCCGGAUCUGUAGUGACGCCUCUAGCACUGCGAUGCAGUGCCUUAGACCGCUGCUACACUCGGGAGGCAGCAGAUUACAUUUAUAACCACUAACAACAUUUCAGAAGAUGUUUUGAUUGUUUGAAGUAUGUCAAGUGCAGUGAAAAUAUGUUCAGUUUUGUUUUCAGUUGUAUAUCAGAACAAACAGUAAUUGGAACGACUAGCAUACCGCAAAAUAUUUUGCCUUUAGACCCGUUUCAUAUUAACAUGCGAGUACUUCAGUACUCAAUUUUUGUUUUAUGAGAGUACUCGAACACAGACAUUCUUUCAAAUGCCCAUCCCUAAUAAAGGUUAUCGUCAUAUGCUGCUUACAUGUUGAUGGUUAAUGAAUACCAGUGAAAUGACUGUUCAGUAUCUGUUUUUAUUUGGUGCACACAGACAUACACUGUAUUUACAAUAAUAAUAAUAUAUGCCAUGAAGCAGACAUUUUUAUCCAAAGCGACUUAUUGUUCUAUGUUAUUGAUUAACUCUUGUCUUGUUGACUUCCAGCGGACAUUCUCAGCUGUUUCCAGUCAGGCUCCACUCUCUCCUUGGCCACCGAGACAGAGAGUGUCACUUCUGGAGGGGCCGAGCCACAGAGGUGUGUGUGUGUGUGUGUGCGCGCGCGCACGCUCGUACGUGCAGGGUUGGGUGCGUGUGUUUGUUUCUGUGAGUAUGUGUUUGAGACAGAGAAACCCUGUUAACUAUGUGUGUGUGUGUGUGUUCCAGGGGUGGGUGUUCCAGGGGUGGGUCGGUGGAGUCGUUCCCUCUGCUAAACAGGAACUCCAUUAGGAACAUGGAGAGAGACUGGGAGAACGGCUCUACAGCCUCCUCCAUCACAUCUACAGCAGAGUACAAUGGUGAGUAUUACACAUGCACCCACACACACACCUGAGUACAAUGGUGAGUAGGCGUUUACAUGUUUUUAAACGAAAUUGGGAUCCUAACGAUAAGAAAAAUAUAUAUACAUAUAUAUCGAAAACAUUUAAUCACAUUGUUGCUGGGCUCACCUUCUCUUUCUCUUCACUAAUGAUGCGAGUGUGUCUUCAGUCUGUUGCCUGUGGAAUAUUCUAGCCUAUUCAUUGAUGAUAGGCCCUGCUAUACUGAAGUUCCGAGACAAUGCAAGCCAAGAAAUUGCGAAAUACAGCAUUCCAUUGCAAGAUACAGCUUUUGAUUGCUGAUAGAUAGGCCUAGUGCACAGUUCUGACUGUCUCUGCCUGGUGGCCAACAUGCCCAUACUGUGGCCCUCCCCUCUCUCUCUGUCUGUCCCUCCCUAGCUCGCCAUGGAAGAUGCAAGUGUUUGUGUUCUCGGAAGUUAGGCAACUAAUCAGUCUCCUCCGUUCAAAAAAGACUGAAUCUUUUUUUUUUUUACCUUUAUUUUAACAGGGGAUACCUAUUGAGACUUAGGUCUCUUUUCCAAAUGCGCCCUGUAUAUUACAAUAUAAAUAUACACAUUAUACACUAUCUAUAUACAGUACCAGUCAAAAGUUUGGACACCUACUCAUUCCAGGGUUUUACUUUAUUUUAACCAUUUUCUACAUUGUAGAAUAAUAGUGAAAACAUCAAAACUAUGAAAUAAAACAUACAGUGAGGGAAAAAAGUAUUUGAUCCCCUGCUGAUUUUGUACGUUUGCCCACUGACAAAGACAUGAUCAGUCUAUAAUUUUAAUGGUAGGUUUAUUUGAACAGUGAGAGACAGAAUAACAACAAAAAAAUCCUGAAAAACGUAUGUCAAAAAUAUUAUCAAUUGAUUUGCAUUUUAAUGAGGGAAAUAAGUAUUUGACCCCUCUGAAAAACAUGACUUAGUACUUGGUGGCAAAACCCUUGUUGGCAAUCACAGAGGUCAGACGUUUCUUGUAGUUGGCCACCAGGUUUGCACACAUCUCAGGAGGGAUUUUGUCCCACUCCUCUUUGCAGAUCUUCUCCAAGUCAUUAAGGUUUCGAGGCUGACGUUUGGCAACUCGAACCUUCAGCUCCCUCCACAUAUUUUGUAUGGGAUUAAGGUCUGGAGACUGGCUAGGCCACUCCAGGACCUUAAUGUGCUUCUUGAGCCACUCCUUUGUUGCCUUGGCCAUGUGUUUUGGGUCAUUGUCAUGCUGGAAUAUCCAUCCACGACCCAUUUUCAAUGCCCUGGCUGAGGGAAGGAGGUUCUCACCCAAGAUUUGACGGUACAUGGCCCCGUCCAUCGUCCCUUUGAUGCGGUGAAGUUGUCCUGUCCCCUUAGCAGAAAAACACCCCCAAAGCAUAAUGUUUCCACCUCCAUGUUUGACGGUGGGGAUGGUGUUCUUGGGGUCAUAGGCAGCAUUCCUCCUCCUCCAAACACGGCGAGUUGACUUGAUUCCUAAGAGCUCGAUUUUGGUCUCAUCUGACCACAACACUUUCACCCAGUUCUCCUCUGAAUCAUUCAGAUGUUAAUUGGCAAACUUCAGACUGGCAUGUAUAUGUGCUUUCUUGAGCAGGGGGACCUUGCGGGCGCUGCAGGAUUUCAGUCCUUCACGGCGUAGUGUGUUACCAAUUGUUUUCUUGGGGACUAUGGGCCCAGCUGCCUUGAGAUCAUUGACAAGAUCCUCCCGUGUAGUUCUGGGCUGAUUCCUCACCGUUCUCAUGAUCAUUGUAACUUCACGAGGUGAGAUCUUGCAUGGAGCCCCAGGCCGAGGGAGAUUGACAGUUAUUUUGUGUUUCUUCCAUUUGCGAAUAUCGCACCAACUGUUGUCACCUUCUCACCAAGCUGCUUGGCGAUGGUCUUGUAGCCCAUUCCAGCCUUGUGUAGGUCUACAAUCUUGUCCCUGAGAUCCUUGGAGAGCUCUUUGGUCUUGGCCAUGGUGGAGAGUUUGGAAUCUGAUUGAUUGAUUGCUUCUGUGGACAGGUGUCUUUUAUAUAGGUAACAAGCUGAGAUUAGGAGCACUCCCUUUAAGAGUGUGCUCCUAAUCUCAGCUUGUUACCUGUAUAAAAGACACCUGGGAGACAGAAAUCUUUCUGAUUGAGUGGGGGUCAAAUACUUAUUUCCCUCAUUAAAAUGCAAAUCAAUUUAUAACAUUUUUGACAUGGGUCUUUCUGGAAUCUGUCUCUCAAUGUUCAAAUAAACCUACCAUUAAAAUGAUAGACUGAUCAUUUCUUUGUCAGUGGGCAAACGUACAAAAUCAGCAGGGGAUCAAAUACUUUUUUCCCUCACUGUACAUAGAUACAUACAUAUACACACACACACACACACACACACAUUAAAAUACAAAAACACAGUCAUGGUAAGCACAAAUAAAACAUCACAAAUCACCCAGAAAAUCAGUUAUAUUCCUACACAAAUAAGUCCCCAAUCAAUACUUUACAUUUCCUGAACGGCACCAGAACAUCAAGAUUAAAUGUGUUUUGAAUUUUGUUCCAGCUAUAUGGUGCAUUAAAACUAAAAGCAGAUUUACCUAGCUCUGUGAAGACCGUAGGAACCUCAAGAGUUAACCAAUCCGGUGAACGGGUUAGGCAACUCAGGUGUCUAUACUUCAACAGCAAAGUUAGAUAAUACAGAAGUUUAUGUGAAGUAGGGCCUUGUAAACAAAAAGGAGUAAUGUAGAGAUCUAUGGGUCUUUAGCGAAGUCCAGCCAACCUUUUGAUACAAGAUGCAGUGAUUAGUAUCAAAACUGUCGCCUGUAUCAAAACGAAGGCCACUAUGGUAGAUGGCAUCCAAAGAUUUAAGAGUAGUAGCAGCUGAUGAAUAAUUUCACAAUAAUCAAGAACAGAUAAAAAGGUUGACUGAAUAAUCUGUUUCCUACUGGUUAGAGAAAGGCACGAUCUGUUUCUGUAGAAAAAGCCAACUUUAAAUCUUAGCUCAUCUAUGUUUUUUAAACAUCAAAUCCAUAUCGAUCCAAAUGCCUAAGUAUUUAUAUGCGGGUAUACAUUUGAUUGGAGAACCAUCUAAUGUAGUUAAUCUGAAACAUUCUUGCAAGAGUUUAAAAACAACAUUUCGUUUUGCCCGUAUUAAGCACACGUUUUAAAUCAGCAUAGCUAUAAAAUCUGACUGUAGUUUUGACACAGCCAGAUCAACAUAGCAUACAAAAUAGUAUUUUAGGAGUUGAUUCCUAACGGAAUUAGUUUUCUUUCUACUAAAUGUCUUGGUAAAUCACGGUAUUUAACCAACUUUAAAGUACUUUUUCAGGAGAGAGGGGUCUGCGCGCAGUAGGCAAGUAGGCUGUGCGCAGGCAGCUCAAGAUUAUUUGAUUGACUGUUCUUGUUCUAGUGAUUAGUCCAGCUUUAGAAGCGGCAUUCCUUUACAGACAAGUCAAAUGCUCGUUCAGUGGCGCUUAGAAACUUUCUCCAGAGAAGGUUUUGUGUCGGCAUUUAUUAAAAAGCCGUAGUGUACGCUUACAGACAAACGAACAUGCUGUAGCCGAGGCGCUUUCAAGGGUAUAUGACUGUGGUAGAUAUAACUUCAUUGCCCAGCCGUAGCGGUCAUACAUACGUAAUAGGACCAUUAUUGUGCAUUGUGAAUUGACGUGGAACUUAUGAUUUUUUGUUAUCGCUUUAACGGAAAAUGGCUGUUUAAACGUUAAGCAAAAUGUUUCAUUUUUCACAUCCCUAAUGGUGAGUAUUACACACACACACUCAGAGUACAAUGGUGAGCAUUACGGUUUCUGUCCUCGUUGCAGGUCCCAAGCUGUUUAAGGAGUGUGUUUCCAAGUCCAACAAGCCUAUAAUCCACAAUGCCAUCACCCACUGCUGCCUGGCUGGCAAGGUCAACGAAGCCCAGAAAAACACCAUCCUAGAGGUCAGUCCAUCCAUAGUAUGGCAGUACUAGAAGGCCUCCGUGAUUUUACUAUAGCCAAUGAUUUUUCCUCAUUACCAGUGAAAAUAAUUUGAGGUGAGUCCAUAGUGUUGUAGUUCUAUACUGAACAAAAAUGUAAACGUAAUAUGUAAAGUGUUGGUCACAUGUUUCAUGAGCUGAAAUAAAAUAUCCCAGAAAUGUUUCAUAUGCACAAAAAGUGUAUUUCUCAACAAACAAAAAAAUCACACAUUUGUUUACAUCCCUGUUCGUGAGCAUUUCUCCUUUGCCAAGAUAAUCCAUCCACCUGACAGGUGUGGCAUCUCAAGAAGCUGAUUAAACAGCAUGAUCAUUACACAGGUGCGCCUUGUGCUGGGGACAAUAAAAGGCCACUCUACAAUGUGCAGUUUUGUCACACAAUACAAUGCCACAGAUUUUUCAAGUUUUGAGGGAGGGUGCAAUUGGCAUGCUGACUGUUGGAAUGUCCACUAGAGCUGUUGCCAGAUAAUUUAAUGUUAAUUUCUCGACCAUAAUCCGCCUCCAACAUGGUUUUAGAGAAUUUGGCAGUACGUCCAACCGGCCUCACAACCGCAGACCACGUGUAACCACGCCAGCCCAGGACCUCCACAUCCGGCUUCUUCACCUGCGGAAUUGUCUGGGACCAGCCACCCGGACAGCUGAUGAAACUGUGGGUUUGCACAACUGAAGAAUUUCUGCACAAACUGUCAGAAUGCAUAGUGCCCACUGUAAAGUUUGAUGGAGGACGAAUAAUGGUCUGGGGCUGUUUUUCAUGGUUCGGGCUUGGCCCCUUAGUUCCAGUGAAGGGAAAUCUUAACACUACAGCAUACAGUGACAUUCUAGAUGAUUCUGUGCUUCCAACUGUGUGGCAACAGUUUGGGGAAGGCCCUUUCCUGUUUCAGCAUGACAAUGUCCCCGUGCACAAAGCGAGGUCCAUACAGAAAUGGUUUGUCGAGAUCAGUGUGGAAGAACUUGACUGGCCUGCACAGAGCCCUGACCUCAACCCCAUCGAACACCUUUGGGAUGAAUUGGAACGCCGGCUGCGAGCCAGGAUAAUCGGCCAACAUCAGUGCCCGACCUCACUAAUGCUCUUGUGGCUGAAUGGAAGCAAGUCCCCACAGCAAUGUUCCAACAUCUAGUGGAAAGCCUUCCAAGAAGAGUGGAGGCUGUUGUAGCAGCAAAGGGGGGACCAACUCCAUAUUAAUGCCCAUGAUUUUGGAAUGAGAUGUUUGACGAGCAGGUGUCCACAUAUUUUUGGUCAUUCUGCACAAACUGGCAGAAACCGUCUCAGGGAAGCUCAUCUGUAUGCUCGUCGUCCUCACCAGGGUCUUGACCUGACUGCAGUUCGGCAUCAUAACCGACUUCAGUGGGCAAAUGCUCACCUUAGAUGGCCACUUGCACGCUGGAGAAGUGUGCUCUUCACGGAUGAAUCCCGGUUUCAACUGUACUGGGCAGAUGGCGUUGUGUGGGCGAGCGGUUUGCUGAUGUCAACUUUGUGAACAGAGUGCCCCAUGGUGGCGGUGGGGUUAUGAUAUGGGCAGGCAUAAGUUACGGACAACAAACACAAUUGCAUUUUAUUGAUGGCAAUUUGAAUGCACAGAAAUAUCAUGACGAGAUCCUGAGGCCCAUUGUGAGGCCCAUUUAUUUUAAGGUAUCUGUGAUAAACAGAUGCAUAUCUGUAUUCCCAGUCAUGUGAAAUCCAUAGAUUAGGGCCUAAUGAAUUUAUUUCAAUUUAAUGAUUUCCUUAUAUGAACUGUAACUCAGUAAAAUCUUUGAAAUUGUUGCAUGUUGCAUUUAUAUUUUUGUUCAGUGUAGAAGGCCUCUGCAAUUUCAGUAUAGCAAAUGAAUUUUCCUCAUUACCUGUGAAAAUUAUUUGAGGUGUAUCAAUAGUAUCGUAGUUCUAGAAGGCGUCUAUGAUUUUGCUAUAGCCAAUUAAUUUUCCUCAUUACUAGUGUCAAUAAGUUAUAUACAGCAAAGAGAAAACAAUCUGGGUCAGUAAAAACAUUGGAAUGUUUGGCCUAAAUGUUCUGAGAAAAAAAUAUUUUAGAAAGAUCAGCUUGAAAUUGACAUGGUAUAUAGAUUCAACAACCAAUUUGUUCAAGUAUUAACCAGAAAAUAAAUAGACUAGUUAUUUCUCAAUGUUUAUAUAGCUACCUUGGUUAUCCUGUUUGGUUAUACAGUACCGGUCAAAAGUUUGGACACCUACUCAUUCAAGGGUUUUUCUUUAUUUGUACUAUUUUCUACAUUGUCGAAUAAUAUUGAAGACAUCAAAACUAUGAAAUAACACAUAUGGAUUCAUCUAGUAACCAAAAAAGUGUUAAACAAAUCAAAUGAAAGCUUUGCACACUCUUGGCAUUCUCUCAACCAGCUUCAUGAGGAAUGCUUUUCCAACAGUCUUGAAGGAGUGCCCACAUAUGCUGAGCACUUGUUGGCUGCUUUUCCUUCACUCUGCGGUCCAACUCAUCCCAAACCAUCUCAAUUGGGUUGAGGUCGGUGGAUUGUGGAGGCCACUUCAUCUGAUGCAGCACUCCAUCACUCUCCUUCUUGGUCAAAUAGCCCUUACACAGCCUGGAGGUGUUUUUUGGGUCAUCGUCCUGUUGAAAAACAAAUGAUAGUCCCACUAAGCGCAAACCAGAUUGGAUGGCGUGUCGCUGCAGAAUGCUGUGGUAGCCAUGCUGGUUAAGUGUGCCUUGUGUAGAGGAUUCUUUGCACAGUGCUGAUAUUCUCUUAUUCUUAAACAAACCCUAAGCUUUAGAAAAUGACACAGACAACGACUUCUGAGUGUAUAUAUAAAAUACCUGUAGUUAUGCAAUUGCAGGUAGAAGUUAAUACAGAGUCACACAGGAUUUGGAUGGCUCCUCAUAAGUUCUACAAAAGUGUCUGAAACAAACUCUGCCUUUUAUACAAGUACUCCCCCGGGCAGAUCAGGAGCCAUCUUGUUCUCUUCCUGUGGCUAUGUGUAUCAAGUCAUAGCGCACAAACAAGUGAUAACGUUAGCUCCAUCACUGCCCAUAUCUCCACACAGCUGUGCCCUUGGAAGAUAGUAAAAGACAGGAUGAACUGAAAAACUGUGGUCACUCUAAGGCUCUUUGUUUUAACCGUGUGACCGGGUUACUCUGAAGCAAUAAGAAACAAUACAGGUCUACACAGGUCUAUCUGUUCCUGAAGUUUAUCACCAUCCCAUGUCCUUGACUACACGCCCAGACCAGCUGCAGGGAGCUAGAGGGAACCAUCCUUUCUCAGAAGCACAGUAUUUGCACCAAAUAAAUGUCUCAACUAUUGUUAAGCAUAUUAAUUGUUAACUAUUAAUAUUAAACAAAUCAGGCAAAUCAGGCAAAUACGUGUAUUCCCCAACACAGACAGUGUCAACAGCAAAGCACCAUCACACCUCCUCCUCCAUGCUUCAUGGUGGGAACCACACAUGCGGAGAUCAUCUGUUCACCUACUCUGCUUCUCACAAAGACACAGCGGUUGGAACCAAAAAUCUCACAUUUGGACUCAUCAGACCAAAGGACAGAUUUCCACCAGUCUAAUGUCCAUUGCUCGUGUUUCUUGGUCCAAGCAAGUCUCUUCUUCUUAUUGGUGUCCUUUAGUAGUGGUUUCUUUGCAGCAAUUCGACCAUGAAGGCCUGAUUCACACAGUCUCCUCUGAACAGUUGAUGUUGAGAUGUAUCUGUUACUUGAACUCUGUGAAGCAUUUAUUUGGGCUUGACAUUUUCCGUGUUGACUGACCUUCAUGUCUUAAAGUAAUGAUGGACUGUCGUUUCUCUUUGCUUAUUUGAGCUGUUCUUGCCAUAAUAUGGAGUUGGUCUUUUACCAAAUAGGGCUAUCUUCUGUAUACCACCCCUACCUUGUCACAACACAACUGAUUGGCUCAAACGCAUUAAGAAGGAAAGCAAUUCCACAAAUUAACUUUUAACAAGACACACCUGUUAAUUGAAAUGCAUUCCAGGUGACUGCCUCAUGAAGCUGGUUGAGAGAAUGCCAAGAGUGUGCAAAGCUGUCAUCAAGGCAAAGGGUGGCUACUUUGAAGAAUCUCAAAUAUAAAAUAUAUUUUGAUUUGUUAAACACUGUUUUGGUUACUACAUGAUUCCAUAUGUGUUAUUUCAUAGUUGUGAUGUCUUCACUAUUAUUCUACAAUGUAGAAUAUAGUAAACAAAAAGAAAAACCCUGGAAUGAGUUGGUGUGUCCAAACGUUUGACUGGUACUGUAAAUUCCUCUGUUUCCCACUGUAUAAUAGAGUUUGAAAUUCUUUUUUCCGUGGUUACUGAUGGUUGUUUCUUCCAUCUGUCUCUCCAAUGCCAGGAGCUGGAGAGGUGUGAGGCCAACCACCUGAUGAUUCUGUUCAGGGACGGGGGCUGCCAGUUCCGAGCCAUCUACUCCUUCUCCCCCGACACAGAGGAGAUCGUCAAGUUCACCGGCACGGGGCCGCGCAGCAUCAGCCGCAAGAUGAUCGACAAGCUCUACAAGUACAGCUCCGACCGCAAGCAGUUCAACUGCAUCCCCGCCAAGACCGUGUCAGUCAGCGUGGAUGCCCUGACCAUACACAACCACCUGUGGCAGAUCAAGAGGCCCAGCGGAUCUUCUAGGAAGAAGUGA